Messenger RNA from Stylophora pistillata, 741 nucleotides. Its product is annotated as poly(U)-specific endoribonuclease-A. Gene Ontology annotation, molecular function: RNA endonuclease activity. Lineage: Eukaryota; Metazoa; Cnidaria; Anthozoa; Scleractinia; Pocilloporidae. The record is from RefSeq and is a predicted model, not a curated record.
AUGUGGAACAAUGCUGGAAAUAGCUUGAUCGUUCCAGCAGAAUUAGCUGUCAAUGCGGUCCCCAACGCAGCUCCGUUGUUUACCGUGGUUCCUGGAGCUGGAGGAGUUGGAAAAGUCAAUUCCCUUAUGAUCAGUGGUAAUCAAUGGAAUAUGUUAUUCACAUGUCCUGAACUUCUGAGUCCUUCAAGAAGAUUCAAGAUUCAAACUUUAGAACUUCGGAUCUUAAUGUUUGUCGUUCUUCCAAUGAACAACAGAGAACGCUUUUAUGAACCAAUAAGCAAUGGAUUUAAACAUGUUUUUGUUGGUAAUAAAUUUACUAACGCCAACGCUUACAAUGGAUUUCACAACUGGUACCAGUUCCUUCUUGAGCAAAGAAGAAACCCAACCCAGACGACGAAUAUCGCUUUUAAUCAGCUUGCUUUCACUGGAAACAGACUGCCAUACUUUUUGCGUAACCUCUCAUUCAGAUGGAGAGGGGCGACUAAAGCACCACCAGGCGCCAGCAGCAGCAUGUUCGUAGGAACCAGUCCAGCAUUUGAUUUGGCCAUGUUUACUGCUUGUGUCUUAAGAGGACGUGCACCCGGCGGAGGAGUCAUCGGAGGAAACGGCAAACGAGUUACAGACUGUGAGUGCAACAUUCUCGUGCCGGGAGGGCUACCGCAGAGCCUGGUGCGAUUUAGGACUGUCGAGGACCCACAGUAUGAGCAGGUCGUCACCGCCUAUCCAAGAAGUGUACAAUAG